AAAGAUCAUUUGUCGAAGGGACAAGGCAUAUUGCACCCCGUGGGGCUCACUCUAUUUUGCCGAUCCCGACGCGGCCCCAGCGGGGACUCCAAUCUAGCAAAAAGUGCAUUGAUGGAGGAACAACAUGACAGAUGGUGGAAAGACAGAGGAAAAAGAAGGCACAUCAUUCAAACAUCCUUUCUUUGCCAAGUCCAGCGCAGAAAGCGGGCCGUUGCGAGUACGAUUCGGAACUGUCCAUGUCGGAAUGACUGACUCAACGGCCCGGUCAUGUUUAUUGCGGGACAAAGAGUCAAUUGUUUUCGGACAGAGAUGUAUAUAAGACAAAUCAGCGGCGAACAAACAUGGAAUUCUUUUCAAACCUCAAACAGUCACUAACCAACGAUGACUUCCGAAAUCAAGCAUCUCGACUCAUCUAUGGAGGACGAGAAGGUGCUCACAGAGCACGUCGAAGUCGCUCACACCGUCACUCGCGAUGACAUGGAGAAGGGUCGUAAGAAGCGUACCAUUAACACGCAGCUCGAUGAUGCCGCAAAGCUUUUGGAAGAAGCCGGUGGUCACGUCGAGUACACACACGCCGACAACAAGAGGAUUCUGCGACUAAUUGAUUUCUACGUCUGUCUGCCCAUGUGUCUCGUUUAUUUUAUUCAACAGCUCGAUAAGGCAAGUGUCAGUUACGCUGCAGUCUUCGACCUGCAAACAGAGGCCAACUUGGUUGGCACUCAGUACAGUUGGCUCUCCAGUGUCGUCUACUGCGCGCAACUUGUCUGCCAGCCUUUGUCUUCCUAUGCUCUUAUUGUCUUCCCUGUUAAGUACUGGGUGAUGUUCAACAUGACUGCCUGGAGUAUCGUUACCAUGGCUACAGCUGCCGGAAAGAACUUUACUGGCCUUCUUUUGGCUCGUAUGUUUUUGGGUGUCUUUGAGGCCACCAUCUUGCCCUCUUUCAUUCUCAUCACCCAAAUGUGGUGGGUUCGACGAGAGCAAUCUUAUCGAACCAUUGCCUACCAAAUCGCCAACUCUUUUGCUGCGAUCUUCGGUCCUUUGCUCUCUUAUGCUAUCGGCAAAGCUUGCGAUAACUCAGACAAGAUAAAGUCUUACCAGGGUAUCUUCCUCUUCAUGGGUGGCUUCAGCUUGGUUCUUGUGCCUGUUGUCUGGAUAUUGCUUCCCAACUCUCCUACUACUGCUCGAUUUUUGAAGAAGGGUAACGACCGACUCAUCGCCAUUGACCGACUUGCUGAGAACAACACUGGUACCAAGGCUUCCAAAUUCAAAUGGGACCAAUUCUGGGAGACUUACAAGGACCCCAAGACAUACAUGUGGGCGGCAAUGUGGUUCUGCUGCGCUUGCCCUUCCGGUGGUAUCGGAGCUUUCGGCGGUCUUAUCACCAAGGGUUUCGGCUUCGACACAUUCACGACUAUCUUGCUCCAAAUGCCUCCGGGUGGUAUCGGUAUCAUUACUCUUUUGGUUUCCAUCUACGUGACAAACAAAAUCAAGCUCCGUUGGCCCGUCAUUGCUGUUGUCUGCCUCUUCCCGAUUGCUGGUGCCAGUGCAUUGACCCAAGUUCCCAGCACCAAGACUGGUGGACUCAUGGCCAGUUACUAUGUCGCUUACCUCUUUUCUGCCCUUCAGCCUUUGUUGAUCAGCUGGUGUAACUUGAACUCUGCUGGUACCACCAAGCGAGUCCUCACUACCGCUACUAUGUUUGGCGCUCUCACUGUCGGCAACAUUGUCGGCCCUCAAGUCUACCUUUCACGAGAGGCACCUCAUUACCAUACUGGUCUCUACGUCGACAUUGCCUGCUGGUGUAUCCUCCUCAUCCUCGUCAUCUUAAUGGGCGUGUACCUCAGGCUCCUCAACAGGCGCCAGGAAGCUCGCCGACUUGCCUUGGGUCUUCCUGCGAACCUCAAAGACAUGUCUAUCAUGUCCAUGGAAGAGGCCGAGGCUUACAAGGCCGAGCUUGCUCAGAUUAUGAGAGCGCAGGGGAAGGAUAUGGACAGUUUGAACGUCAACUCUUUCGAUGAUAUGACGGACUUUGAGAACCCCAUGUUCAUGUAUGUUUUAUAAGAAAUCUUGGAUUGUAAAAGAGCUUGCGGGUCAGCAGCCUAUGGAGAGUUUUCAUUUUGUCAUUGCUAGUAGGGUUUAUUGUAAUAGUUUUUGUAGGGUCUUAAUUCCCAAAGAACAAGAAGUCAUAAAUUUCCAUGCAUGUCUCCUUCGGUCAGGCGAUCAAUCGGCAUGAGCAACAGAAUUGAUAAUAAUGCGACGGAUGGGACUUUGAUCACCAAAGACUUCGGCUCGACAUUGGCUUAACACGAAUCAUUAUUAUAGCAAAGACGUUCAUUGUGGC
Cryptococcus deneoformans JEC21 is the source of this 2341-nucleotide messenger RNA. RefSeq lists its product as hypothetical. Gene Ontology annotation, cellular component: membrane. Bases 382 to 2061 code for a protein of 559 amino acids. The transcript has 11 exons. The record is from RefSeq and is a predicted model, not a curated record. Gene Ontology annotation, biological process: transmembrane transport. Lineage: Eukaryota; Fungi; Basidiomycota; Tremellomycetes; Tremellales; Cryptococcaceae. Gene Ontology annotation, molecular function: transmembrane transporter activity.